Ruditapes philippinarum (Manila clam) is the source of this 2982-nucleotide messenger RNA. RefSeq names its product sodium-coupled monocarboxylate transporter 2-like. The transcript is spliced from 2 exons. Gene Ontology annotation, cellular component: membrane. The record is from RefSeq and is a predicted model, not a curated record. NCBI's taxonomy places the organism in Eukaryota, Metazoa, Mollusca, Bivalvia, Venerida, Veneridae. Gene Ontology annotation, biological process: sodium ion transport; transmembrane transport. Gene Ontology annotation, molecular function: symporter activity. The coding region runs from base 528 to 2375 and encodes 615 amino acids.
CUCCAGACAUGUUCUAAAAUUUAAUCGUCGGGGUCACGUGGUUCAGAUCGGUUUUUUUCACUCAAGUACCCGCUUGUGCAUGAAAUAAUGCACGGAAUGACAUCUGAAGUUUGUUUUACUCCAACGAAAACUGGAAAGUCGCCAUCGGACCUUAUUAUUGCUACUGUAGUUUAGAAAAAAGCGAAAACAAAACAAAAUAUCUUAACACAAUUAAAAGUAUACAUAUCAACAAGAAUUAUACGUACACAAUUUGAUACUUAAACUUUAUAAAACUUAUAGACGCAUCUGUUAUCCAUCUGUUUAUCUUUUUAUUGUAAUGGAUUUGAAAAUUGCUGUAUACUAGUAAAUAAUUUACAUAAAUGAAUCUUGUUUUGCUCCGAGGAAUAUGAGGCUAUAUAAAGUAAAUAAUAACACUUUAAACGGCAGUAUACAAGUAAUCUGCGUUAAGCCGAACAUAAGAGCUACAAACACUUGUAAACAAACUAGCUUGUAUAAUAUUUUCUUUCUCGUUUUUUUUAGAUAGAACAAUGGACGCCGAAACGCUCGCACGCUCAUUUUCUGUGCCGGAUUUUGUUGUUUUUGGACUUCUUAUAUUUAUUUCUGUUGCAAUAGGAGUAUUUUUCGCAUUACGGGAUAAAAAACAUAACACGACGGAAAAUUAUUUCCUUGGGGAUAGAAAACUGAGUUCGCUGCCAGUGGGAUUGUCUUUUGUUGUGUCAUUCCAGUCGUCCAUCUUAAUUUUGGGAUUUCCGGCGGAAGCAUACGCCUAUGGUCUCCAGUAUGCCAUGCAAUGUGUUGGUGUCAUUUGUGGCUAUCUACUUGCUGCGCUUAUUGUUGUACCGAUAUUCCACCCUCUGAAAGUCACCAGCGUGUACGAGUACUAUUUUCUACGUUACAAAACUAAUUCUGUACGUUACGUUGCCGUUACGUUAGGUGUUAUCCAUUAUACGUUCUACAUGGGCAUUGUUAUGUAUGGUACAGCGUUGGCCUUGGAAUCAGUCGCCAAACUACCAAUGUGGUCAUCAAUUCUUAUCUUCUCAACGUCUUCCAUCAUCUACACGUCCAUUGGAGGAUUCAAGGCCGUCAUAUGGACUGACGUCUUUCAAUCCCUCGUCAUGCUUGUAGGCAUACUUGCAGUUCUUAUAAAAACUACAACAAACGCUGGAGGCAUGUCAAACGUGCUCACAUUUAGCAAGUCUCGCCUGAACUUCUUCAACUUUGACCCAGAUCCAACAUUACGUCAUACUUUCUGGACGCUUGUGAUUGGUGCCCCUUCGCAGUUUCUCCAUCUAGCUAUAACUCAAGCCGGGAUACAGAGAAUCAACUCAACUCCGAGUAUCGGAGCUGCACGGAAAAUAUUUUACAUCGCAGCACCUAUAUAUUCACUAACAUGGAUUUUAGUUAUGAUUCAGGGUCUCGGGAUAUUUGCAUAUUUUUCGAACAAAGGUUGUGAUCCACUUGCAUCUGGUCAAGUAGAAAACUUGAAUCAAAUUAUUCCAUUCACAAUCCUUGAAUUGUUUCAUAAUUAUCCAGGUUUACCGGGGCUAUUUAUAGCUGCUUUAGCAGCGGCUUCACUCAGCACAAUUUCUUCAGGUUUAAGUAGUCUUUCCGCGGUUACGUACGAAGAUUUCAUCAAAGUUUUUCUGAAAGAUAUUUCAGACGAAAAGGGGGCUAAUAUAUCUAAGGCUGUUGUUGUAAUCUAUGGCCUUAUAUCGGUCGGAUUUGCCUUUUUACUUUCAAACGUAGAAGGUCCAUUAGGACAAAUAAUGGCGAGUUUCAUGGGGGCAAUAACAGGCCCAGAAUUAGGACUUUUCCUAACCUCAGUAUUCUUUCGAAGAGCUCGAGCAAAGGCAGUUAAUGUAAGUACAUUUAUUGGAAUCUGUCUUGUUCUUUGGAUGAUUAUAGGUCAGAAUUUUUCAGCUUCCAUCCCAAAAACGCCUUAUCUCCCUCUUGGGCCUACAGACCAAUGUCCUAUUUCAGAAACGUACAAUAUUUCAAACGUUUUUGAUAAUUUGAAUCAGACAUUUGUAAAUAUUAGUACAACUAUUUCAAACGUUACGCCUUCUCUGAAUCAGACGGCCGCAACCGCCCACACCGCCCGCACCGGACUCGAAACAUUUUACUCCAUUUCUUACAUGUACUUUCAUUUGAUUGGCUGUAUAUUGGUGAUAUUCUUGAGCGUGGUCAUUAGUCUUUUAACCCAGCCUGAAUUUCCCGAACCAGUCAGUGAUAAAACUGUACUUCCUUUUUCCAUUUUUGUACCCCCAUGUUUGAAGUGCAUUUCCGACCCUGAUUCUGAUUUAUCGGAUAUACAAGAACGUGAAAGUAUGAUUCAAAUGAAACAUACUCGAGGGCAAAGUAACAAAAAUGUAUGAAUUGUUUACACAUACAUAUGCUUGUUAAGCAUACUUGCUUAAGAAAUCUUCAGAGAAUGUAUAUAUUGUUUUUUCUCUCUCAGUACAUAUAUUUGUAAAUGGACAUUAUUUCAAUAAAACAUAUCUUUAUAGAUGUCAGAUAUAAUACAGGUAUGAUUGCCUUAGAAAGUACAUGUAGAAAUAGAACAUAUUUGUUGAUCAUCUGAUUAAGAUAACGAAAUAAUAAUAAUAAUAAUAAUAAUAAUAAUAAUAAUAAUAAUAAUGAUAAUAAUAAUAAUAAAGUUAUGUAAGAAAGUGUCGUUGCAUACAUUUAUUUCCAUAAUUUGUUUUUGGUUCUUCAUUUUACAUCGUCAAAGUCGAAAGAAGCAAGGUCUCUUCCUUCAACCUUUUAACAGUAAUUUCGUAAUUUACUCUUGGUCCUUUCUUUUCUGUUUGUAUCCGGACGGAAACUCCUUAUUGAAUACGCAUCGCCCGAAUCAUCACGUGCCAUAUUUUUAGGCUUGUAGACUUUGUUGCCUACUGUUUCUAAUUUUGCAAAAUUUGUCCCGAUAAAAAAGUUGCUUCUUUUUCUAAACAGACCUUUGUAUAUCGGUACACCCAAAAUGAA